GUGUGUCUCAUCUUUGACCAAUCAGAUGGGGCAAUGUCUUGCGUAAUCAAGGAUGCGAAGUAAACACACCAUUUUGAGAAGAAAGGACAAACAUUUUUACAGUGUGUGCAGCCUCUUGUCGCGAUUGCAACCUUCUCAACGAUUUAUUGUGCACAAUUUGAAGCGAUAAACUAUCGAGAAAGAUGACGACCAUCUUGGAUCCUUCUCCCGUCCACCGCCCUGACAUGGAAGGGUGCGAUAAGAUUUUCAGAAACUUCGAGGUCUGUAACCAAAAUUCUGAAGAGGUCAACAGUCACACAGACCAGGUACGGAACACAUACCAGCUGAUGCACACCCACCAGACUGUGGACUUUGUCAGGAGAAAGAUGGAGCAGUGGUGUAAGUUGGACCACGCCCAGAUGACCAUGCUAGAGUGUCUGGAGGAGUUGAACAACCUGGUGGAUGAGAGUGACCCUGAUGUUGAUGUUCCAAACAUCUACCAUGCCUUCCAAACAGCAGAGAGUAUAAGGGAGAAGCACCCAGACAAUGACUGGCUGCAGUUGACUGGUCUGAUCCACGAUGCAGGAAAGAUCAUGGCUAUCUGGGGAGAGCCACAGUGGUGUGUGGUGGGCGACACAUUCCCAACAGGCUGCCUGCCCGCCGAGUCUGUUGUCUUCCGUCACAGCACGUUCCAGGACAAUCCUGACAUGAAGGAUCCGAAAUUCAACACCAAACUUGGGAUGUACGAGGAAAACUGUGGCCUGGACAAAGUUCUAAUGUCUUGGGGCCAUGAUGAGUACAUGUACCGUGUCCUUAAGGGAAACAAUGCCACGCUGCCAGAAGAGGCGCUGUAUGCGAUCCGUUUCCACUCGUUCUACCCGUGGCACGGGAGCGGGGACUACGACUAUCUGUGUAACAACAAGGACAGGGAGAUGCUGGCCUGGGUCAAGGAGUUCAACAAAUUUGACCUGUACUCCAAGGCAGACGACCUUCCUGACAUCGAUGCCCUGAAGCCAUACUACCAGGGCCUGAUUGACAAAUACAUCCCUGGCAAGCUGCGCUGGUGAGGUGUCAGUCACAGAAUUACAGAAAACGUUGUGGAAACGCACUCUUCCAGUCUAUUUGUACUCUACAAACUCUGCUUUUAACAACAGUGAUCUGUUGUUGUCAAUGUCUCAGGUGAUUGCAGUUAUUUCUGCAAAGGUCUAAAAUACAGCAAGGAUGGUAUAUAACAUCCUUGGUUGCACCAAAAUCUCACAAGCUUUGAAAGAGAGAGAGAGAGAGGCUUUGAGAGCCUUUAAAGUUUAAGCAGUAAGGCUACAAGCAGUAGUGUUGCCAAUGAACUACAUGUACAUGUAUGGUACACAACAAAGGUCUUGACAUAGCACUCAAUGUGGAUUCCACCCUUAGUCUGGAAGAAAAAUAUCAGACCAAGCAAAAGCUAAUUUCUCUAUGUUUUGCAUCAUAGCCCAAACCCUGGUAGAUGUGGGGGCAUAUUGUAACCACUGAUGUCUCAAAAUAAAAAUU
Messenger RNA from Branchiostoma floridae (Florida lancelet), 1506 nucleotides. RefSeq names its product inositol oxygenase-like. Lineage: Eukaryota; Metazoa; Chordata; Leptocardii; Amphioxiformes; Branchiostomatidae. The transcript is spliced from 12 exons. The record is from RefSeq and is a predicted model, not a curated record. Gene Ontology annotation, molecular function: iron ion binding; inositol oxygenase activity. Gene Ontology annotation, biological process: inositol catabolic process. Bases 183 to 1046 code for a protein of 287 amino acids. Gene Ontology annotation, cellular component: cytoplasm.